AUGAUUCAGUCGGGCGAGCUCAAGGACCAGGACAUCAUGCUGCUCAAGAGACACCAGCAGAUGAUCAAACAACAGCAGGCCCAAUUGCAUGCGUCGCGGUCGGGCCAGCAAUUGACGCCGCAGCAGCAGCAGCAGCUUUUGCAGAAGAAGAUGUUGCAGCAGCAGCAACAGCAACAACAACAACAGCAACAACAACAACAACAACCCCAAAGAAACUUCCUCGGGCUGUCUCAGGAACAGCUCGCGAAAUUGAACCCGCAACAACGCAAGAUGCUGAUGAUCCAGCAGCUGCGAAGAAGAGCGAAAACACAACGGUUCUACGAGAGCAGCGAGGAAAUACUGAAAAAAUUCGAAAACUAUCCGGCCUCGCUCGAGUUCCACAUCCACGGGAACCACUACCGGUUCGGCAACCAGGACGCGAUCAUCCCGAAGAGCUCGCCCACCGUGAAGGAGUUUCUCGAGUACGUGGCAAAGGGCGAGAUUCCCGAGGCGUUGAUGGAGAUCAUCAAGGACGGAGGCGUCCAGCUGUACGACGGAAGUCUGAUUCUGAAAGUGUUUGACCAUCGCAACUUAAUUCCGGUCAAGGACGAGAAACCGGCCACGGCCGACCCGAAAGUGAAGCAGGAGACGCCCGAGACAAAAACCAAGCCCAAGGAGUAUCGCACGGUGCUGCGGCUGACGCAGCUGGCCCAGUUCGACGACCUGGCCUACCACGCGGACAGCCAGCAAUUCCACGACACGUUUGCUCUCACGUUCGAGAGCGAGGUGCUCACGGCCACCAACAGGAACGUGAACCUGCAGCCCGUGCUGAACCCGUACCAUAUGGACAAGUCGUUGCGGCCGUUCGACCUGGUGGAGCCGCAGUACGACCCGGAGUCGGACACUCUCAAGUUUGUGCACCGCCCAGAUGCGAGAGAGUACGACUCGGACGAGCAUCCAACGAAACUGAACCCGCUCUCGUACAAGAACUACCCGUACAAACCUCUACACGAGGACCUGCCGCACACAAACUCCAAGUACGAGCAACUAAUGACGAUUCUGAGCGAGUCGUACACCCACAACAACCGGCUGUCCGAGUCGGCCAAGACCAACAACAACGAGCCGGGCCAGUUCCAGCGGCUGCGGUUUGUGGAGAUGUGGCGGCACAAGGUGGAGCUGAUCAAGCAGGCGGCCAUUUCCGGGGGCAUGAACCAGAACAUGAACGACCCGAGCAUGAACGGGCUGCUGGGCGGGAUGACCCAGCAGCAGCGUGCGCUGAUCAACCAGGAGCGCAUGCUGAACCAGCAGCAGAAAGAACAGAUGGCCUCUGCGGUGGCUGCGGCGGGCCACACGCAGCUGAAAACGGCGCCAGACUCGCGGUCCGGGUCUACGCCGAUGUCGAUGGGCAACACCGCGUUCAUGAGCCCGGCCUCGCUGCCAGAGACAGACACCACGCCUGGUCGCGACCGGAAACAGAAAAAAGUCCGCAAACCGGUCUCGAAACGGCCUGCUCCAGGGUCUGCCCCUGUCUCGUCACCCAGCCCGUCCAUGUACCAGCAGCCCAUGCCGGGCGCGUUCCCGCAGCUCAACGAGUCUGCACGCAAAAAACGCGCCACCUACAAGCGUCGGCCCGAUAGCGACACCCUCUAA
Ogataea philodendri is the source of this 1629-nucleotide messenger RNA. RefSeq lists its product as uncharacterized. Bases 1 to 1629 code for a protein of 542 amino acids. The record is from RefSeq and is a predicted model, not a curated record. The transcript has a single exon. NCBI's taxonomy places the organism in Eukaryota, Fungi, Ascomycota, Pichiomycetes, Pichiales, Pichiaceae.